AGUAUGCUUUAGAGUAUGCACGGUGGAAAAAGAUUAAUGCAAGCUGGCGCUUUUGGUAUGACAACAACCCGAAGGACUUUCAUAAAGAAAUUAAUCCUUUAGUUACCACAAAUCACUACCAGCCUGUAUGUUUUAUCUUCCUCUUCAUGCAUGGCAUAUUUAAUAUCUAAUACUGAUCCCGCACCUUACUCUACAGGAAACAAAGGAAUGGAUACGGUUUUGCAAAAGGUUUUGGCCAUGUGGUGUCCUUGGUAGGUCAUCUUCAUCUAUAACUGAUUUCUUAUGUCUAAUGUUCAAGGGUAGAAUAUCUUGUCCACCGUGCCAGACAGCAAGGGAAGAUACCGAAGGAAUGUAGGAGAAUGCAAGCUGUACUUGACAAGUUGGCAAUGGGGGACGAAUUUAGGGAAGUUCUGAAUAAUGAGGUGCAUGGAAAUGAAGUAGCUCUCCAUGAUGCUAUGAAUUCUGUCCACACUCUCUCUACCAUAUCUUAUAUUCCAGCCCUGUCAGAUACUGGUGGUCCUG
Molecule: messenger RNA, 522 nt
Organism: Tuber aestivum (summer truffle)
Lineage: Eukaryota; Fungi; Ascomycota; Pezizomycetes; Pezizales; Tuberaceae
Source: the annotation of a GenBank genome assembly